Molecule: messenger RNA, 2253 nt
Organism: Diatraea saccharalis (sugarcane borer)
Lineage: Eukaryota; Metazoa; Arthropoda; Insecta; Lepidoptera; Crambidae
Source: the annotation of a GenBank genome assembly
UGAAAUCCAAACACAUCGUUAGGUCGACGUCGGUUUAUUAAAAAAAGAGACAAUCACAAAUCAAUUUCCAUAUUUAUAUAGUCAUCAACAUUAUACUAAUACACGCGCACAUAUACUCAACACGAUCGCACCUAAAUUAUAAUUAUUAAAUGUCAGCAUUCGACGUGACCCACUUUUAGUUUCACCGUGUAAAAUAAAAAGUUUAAUUUGUUAUUUAAUUAUUUUCAUACUAUUACACGCCCCCUGAAAACGUAUGUUACAAGCCUACGGCGUACGCCCGCCGCCGCCUUCACCUUCCCUCGUGCGCAGAUGCUGUCCAUCUGCGACAUCGUGCUGAACCACACCGCCAACGAGAGCGCGUGGCUGCGCGCGCACCCCGAGGCCACGUACAACUGCGCCAACUGCGCGCACCUCCGCCCCGCCGCGCUGCUGGACGCCGCCCUGGCGCGCCUCGCCCGCGCCACGGCCGCCGGCAGCCACGCCCCCGCCGGCGUGCCCGCGCGCCUCGCGCACAACCACCACCUGCAGGCGCUGGAGCGCGUCAUGGCGGCGCAGGUGGAGCAGCUGCGCCUGCACGAGAUGUUCUGCUGCGACGUGGAGCGCCUGCUGCACGACUUCUGCGCCAUGGCCAGGAACAAGGCGUCGUGCGCGGACGAGGAGGCGCGCCUGGCGGCGUGCGGCGCAGCGCUGCGGCGGCGGCUGCAGGCGCUCAACGCGGCCGCCGCCGCCGCCGUCGCCGCCCACUUGCGCGCCGCGCUCGACAACUGCAUCGCCUGCGUGCGGUACGAGAGGUUGCAGGAGGACGGCCCGCGCAUCGAGGAAGUGAGCGAUAAACAUCCGCUGGUGCCGAGGUACUUCACGUGGACGGACGAGGACCUGGCGGACGCGGAGGCGUGCGUGUGGGGGGAGGGGGGGGAGCGCGUGAGCGCGCACAACGGCUGGGUGAUGGACGCCGACCCGCUGCAGGACUUCGCCGCGCCCGAGCAUGACGCGCGCGUCUAUCUGCGCCGGGAGCUCAUCGCCUGGGGGGACAGCGUCAAGCUCAGGUACGGCGCGGGCCCGGAGGACAGCCCGUUCCUGUGGGCGCACAUGCGCGAGUACGUGGAGCUCACGGCCGAGCUGUUCGACGGCCUGCGCCUGGACAACUGCCACUCCACGCCGCUGCACGUGAGUCCGCCACACCACGCCUCUUACAAUUAUAACUAAAGCGUAGAAACCAUCCUAAAAUACAUAUUUUCGUCGUUUUUUUCCUUACGACCCGUCUUAAUGCGUUAAAAAGAAAUAUAUUAGUAUUAGUCAUGUCUCAAUUUAUGUAAAUUUGUAGCAAAGUAAAGUUUGUCGAAAACAAACAACUCAACGAUGAAAGGUUAUUGAUAGUGAGAAUUUUCUUUUCUUCUGUGGGAGACUUGCAGCCCACGAUAACAGAAGAUUUUUUAUCACAGAAUUCCUUUAACUCUCAGGUCUUACAAUUACAAAUAAUACUUUGAAUUUUAUUUGAAUAAAAAUGAGAGGUAUUUUUUCUAACAGAUAUUCCAAUUACCGUGUAAGUAAUAAUGUGACUAUGAUGCUACGAAGUGAAGUUGUCAUAUAUUUAAAUAAGAUUAAGAGAAUAUAAGGACCAUUUAUUCUAGUAAUAUAAAAACUGUGAAUACAUCCAACUACGUAACCAAUGCAUCCAAGUUUGAUAAUCAACUCGUGACAUCCUUAUUAAUUAAGAAACAAAUGUGAAUUCGUUAUCUCAUUUACUAUAGGCAAUUUCAAUCGCGUUAUUAUGAGACAUAUAGUUAUUUCCAACUCUUAAUUUUAUCAUGGUUUCUGUGCUUUAGUAAUUAAUCUAUGGAUGAACUUGAAUAACGACUACGAACACUUUAAUCGUCGAUGUCCACGACUAGAGUUGUGACAUUUUAAAUCGAUAUGGAAUUCAAGCGAUCGAGUACUAAUCGACUACUCGAAUCGAUUAAAGAUUAAAGAAUCACCGUUUAUAUGUUCAUAAUAAAAUACUUACUUACCUGUUUUUAGUAUAUAUAUGUAUAUGUAAACAUGUGUUGGCGGGAAGGUGGCGGAGUAUCUGUUGGACUGCGCGCGGAACGUGAAGCCGGAGCUGUACGUGGUGGCGGAACUGUUCACCAACUCGGACCACGUCGACAACAUCUUCGUCAACCGCCUCGGCAUCACCUCGCUCAUACGAGGUGCGUAUGCUCCACCUCCUCGCCUCCCCGCCUCUCCGUAUAUUUUUUAAUAAAUAUGUGCUAA